UGCUUUUCUCGUACCCUCCUUCGCAUUUCCCGUCGCCAUUAUUGUAUUUAACCUGUACCGGUGGACAGAUGGCGAUUGUUCGAAGCGUUUUAGUGUCCAGUGAAACACCGGGACGCCCCCCUCUCUGUGUUCGUCGGUCGUAACGUCCGAGCGUCCAGCUGAUUGCUUUGAGUGCCGUUCAAUUAUUCCAGUUCAAACUGAGCCGUUUUGUUUCGCCAGACGGAAGGUUUUUGUGGCCGAAACGGACCCACUUCGCCACCCUUUCCCACCAGCCCGUGGACUUUAAAACAAAGAGGACAUUUAUCUUUUUGUCCAACUUGAGUGUUGGAUCGUUUUUCUCAUUGAACGACCAGGCCCCGGACUCAUCCCCAGCCUCGCGUUUCCAUAUCGGUUUUUGUUGGAAGUCAUGGGAGACACAAGUGAACGAAGCAAACCUCCGAGUCUACCUCCCCGGUGUCCCUGUGGAUUUUGGGGGUCCAGUAAAACCAUGAAUCUCUGCUCCAAAUGUUUUGCUGACAUCCAGAAGAAACAGCCAGGGGAGGACUGCACCUCCAAGCCUAUCCAAAGCACUGGGAGUAGCCAAUCGCCGGUUUUCAGUAGCGAGACGAGCAGUAGCAGUAGCCAAUCCCUAUUGUCGUCGCCGCCCUCUAGCUCCGAGCAGCCGUCGACCGAAGAGCCCUCGCCCACGUUUCCGAGCACGAGGGAAGGCGUGUCGUCCACAGAAACAGCCCAAGGCACACUCUGCACACCCACAAAACGUCCACGAGAAUCAGCGUCGGGCUCGGAGAGCGAGGCGACGCCAGAGAAACGGCCACGAACAGACGAGAAGGAGGGGGGCGGCGAGGAAGCCCGUGGGACGCCCAAGCAGAAGAACCGCCGGCGCUGCUAUCGCUGCCAAACCAAACUAGAGCUGGUGCAGCAGGAACUGGGCUCCUGCCGCUGUGGCUAUGUAUUCUGCAUGCUUCACCGUCUACCCGAGCAACACGACUGUCUGUUUGACCAUCUGGGCCGCGGGCGUGAGGAGGCCGUCCUCAAGAUGGUGAAGCUGGACCGCAAGGUGGGCCGCUCGUGCCAACGCAUCGGGGAGGAGUGCUCCUGAUUGGCCACAACGUGACCAGCCAUCCAAUUUGAGAUGUGGCGCUUACAAAGAGGAGGAGGAGGUGGAAGGAGAGCUGGGAGGAAUGACAA
Molecule: messenger RNA, 1188 nt
Organism: Chelmon rostratus (copperband butterflyfish)
Lineage: Eukaryota; Metazoa; Chordata; Actinopteri; Chaetodontiformes; Chaetodontidae
Product: AN1-type zinc finger protein 3-like
Exons: 6
Coding region: 407-1099 (230 amino acids)
Molecular function (GO): DNA binding; zinc ion binding
Source: RefSeq, a predicted model, not a curated record